AUGCAGAACAACCUGGGGAUAUCGCUGUGCCGCCAAUGCGAUCAGCUCUUCCCCUUGCCGUUGCCCAUCGCAUGCACCAAUAAGCCUCCCUCUCCCUCCCUCCCUCCCUCCCUCCCUCCCGCCCUCCCUCCCUCCCUCCCUCCCUCCCUCCCUCCCUCCCUCCCUCCCUCCCUCCCUCCCUCCCUCCCGCCCUCCCGCCCUCCCUCCCUCCCUCCCUCCCUCCCUCCCUCCCUCCCUCCCUCCCUCCCUCCCUCCCUCCCUCCCUCCCUCCCUCCCUCCCUCCCUCCCUCCCGCCCUCCCUCCCUCCCUCCCUCCCUCCCUCCCUCCCUCCCUCCCUCCCUCCCUCCCUCCCUCCCUCCCUCCCUCCCUCCCUCCCUCCCUCCCGCCCUCCCUCCCUCCCUCCCUCCCUCCCUCCCUCCCUCCCUCCCUCCCUCCCUCCCUCCCUCCCUCCCUCCCUCCCUCCCUCCCUCCCUCCCUCCCUCCCUCCCUCCCUCCCUCCCUCCCUCCCUCCCUCCCUCCCUCCCUCCCUCCCUCCCUCCCGCCCUCCCGCCCUCCCUCCCUCCCUCCCUCCCUCCCUCCCUCCCUCCCUCCCUCCCUCCCUCCCUCCCUCCCUCCCUCCCUCCCUCCCUCCCUCCCUCCCUCCAUCCCUCCCUCCCUCCCUCCCUCCUUCCUUCUCCCUCCCGCGCUCUCUCUCCUCCUAUCCUUGCAAACCGUCUUGCACCCUGCUUGCACAUUCUUGCAACCCUCUUCACCUUUCCCCCUCUCCACCUUUCCCCCUCUCCACCUUUCCCCCUCUCCACCUUCCCCCCUCUCCACCUUUCCCCUCCUCCACCUUUACCCCUCUCCACCUUUUUCACUCUCCACCUUUUCCCUCUCAACCUUUCCCCUUCUCCACCUUUCCCCCUCUCCACCUUCUCCCUCUCCACCUUUCCUCUUCUCCACCCGUCCCCCUCUCCACCUUCCCCACUCCACACCUCUUCCCCUCUCCACCUGCGCCCCUCCCCAUUGCUCACAUACAACUUUCCCUCGCCCUGCUCUCUUCUCUCUCCUCCCCAAUCGGGCACUUUCGCUCGUCAUGUUAGCUUAAGUAUCAAGGCAGACCAGAAGAGUGAAGAGGGCAGCGGCAUGCACCGUCCCUCUCUCCAUGCUCCUCCCCUCUCUCCAUGCUCCUCCCCUCCCUCCAUGCUCCUCCCCUCUCUCCAUGCUCCUCCCCUCCCUCCAUGCUCCUCCCCUCUCUCCAUGAUCCUCCCCUCCCUCCGUGCUCCUCCCCUCUCUCCAUGCUCCUCCCUUCUCUCCAUGCUCCUCCCGUCUCUCCAUGCUCCUCCCCUCUCUCCAUGCUCCUCCCCUCUCUCCAUGCUCCUCCCCUCCCUCCAUGCUCCUCCCCUCCCUCCAUGCUCCUCCCCUCUCUCCAUGCUCCUCCCCUCCCUCCAUGCUCCUCCCCUCUCUCCAUGCUCCUCCCCUCUCUCCAUGCUCCUCCCCUCUCUCCAUGCUCCUCCCCUCCCUCCAUGCUCCUCCCCUCUCUCAAUGCUCCUCCCCUCUCUCCAUGCUCCUCCCCUCUCUCCAUGCUCCUCCCCUCUCUCCAUGCCCCUCCCCUCUCUCCAUGCUCCUCCCCUCUCUCCAUGCUCCUCCCGUCUCUCCAUGCUCCUCCCCUCUCUCCAUGCUCCUCCCCUCCCUCCAUGCUCCUCCCCUCUCUCCAUGCUCCUCCCCUCUCUCCAUGCUCCUCCCCUCUCUCCAUGCUCCUCCCCUCUCUCCAUGCUCCUCCCCUCUCUCCAUGCUCCUCCCCUCCCUCCAUGCUCCUCCCCUCUCUCCAUGCUCCUCCCCUCUCUCCAUGCUCCUCCCGUCUCUCCAUGCUCCUCCCCUCUCUCCAUGCUCCUCCCCUCUCUCCAUGCUCCUCCCCUCCCUCCAUGCUCCUCCCCUCCCUCCAUGCUCCUCCCCUCCCUCCAUGCUCCUCCCCUCCCUCCAUGCUCCUCCCCUCUCUCCAUGCUCCUCCCCUCCCUCCAUGCUCCUCCCCUCUCUCCAUGCUCCUCCCCUCCCUCCAUGCUCCUCCCCUCUCUCCAUGCUCCUCCCCUCUCUCCAUGCCCCUCCCCUCUCUCCAUGCUCCUCCCCUCUCUCCAUGCUCCUCCCCUCUCGCCAUGCUCCUCCCCUCUCUCCAUGCUCCUCCCGUCUCUCCAUGCUCCUCCCCUCUCUCCAUGCUCCUCCCCUCUCUCCAUGCUCCUCCCCUCUCUCCAUGCUCCUCCCCUCCCUCCAUGCUCCUCCCCUCCCUCCAUGCUCCUCCCCUCUCUCCAUGCUCCUCCCCUCCCUCCAUGCUCCUCCCCUCUCUCCAUGCUCCUCCCCUCUCUCCAUGCUCCUCCCGUCUCUCCAUGCUCCUCCCCUCUCUCCAUGCUCCUCCCCUCUCUCCAUGCUCCUCCCCUCCCUCCAUGCUCCUCCCCUCCCUCCAUGCUCCUCCCCUCUCUCCAUGCUCCUCCCCUCUCUCCAUGCUCCUCCCCUCCCUCCAUGCUCCUCCCCUCUCUCCAUGCUCCUCCCCUCUCUCCAUGCUCCUCCCCUCUCUCCAUGCUCCUCCCCUCCCUCCAUGCUCCUCCCCUCCCUCCAUGCUCCUCCCCUCUCUCCAUGCUCCUUCCCUCCCUCCAUGCUCCUCCCCUCUCUCCAUGCUCCUCCCCUCCCUCCAUGCUCCUCCCCUCUCUCCAUGCUCCUCCCCUCUCUCCAUGCUCCUCCCGUCUCUCCAUGCUCCUCCCCUCUCUCCAUGCUCCUCCCCUCUCUCCAUGCUCCUCCCCUCCCUCCAUGCUCCUCCCCUCCCUCCAUGCUCCUCCCCUCUCUCCAUGCUCCUCCCCUCCCUCCAUGCUCCUCCCCUCUCUCCUUGCUCCUCCCCUCCCUCCAUGCUCCUCCCCUCUCUCCAUGCUCCUCCCCUCUGUCCAUGCUCCUCCCCUCCCUCCAUGCUCCUCCCCUCUCUCCAUGCUCCUCCCCUCUCUCCAUGCUCCUCCCCUCUCUCCAUGCUCCUCCCCUCUCUCCAUGCUCCUCCCCUCUCUCCAUGCUCCUCCCCUCUCUCCAUGCUCCUCCCCUCCCUCCAUGCUCCUCCCCUCUCUCCAUGCUCCUCCCCUCUCUCCAUGCGCCCUGCCGGCUGUCUGGGGACAAGGAGACUGCCUCGGAGCUGCUCAGCCGCUUCAAGUGGGGCCACGCCUUCCUCUCCCUCAACAUUCCUCCUUCCUCUCCACCACCCCAAUGCUUCUCCCUUCCCUUGAGCUGCUGGAGGCGUAUGCGGCGUGUGCGGACGGGGCGGAGGUGAUAGCGGCGCAGCACAGGUGGAUGGAGAGGGAGGCAGAGCUCGCACAGGCGAGGCAUGACGGCACAGAUGUGCCUUCCCCAGGUGAUGCACAGAUGUGCCUUCCCCAGGUGAUGCACAGAUGUGCCUUCCCCAGGUGA
This is a messenger RNA of Closterium sp. Naga37s-1, 3417 nucleotides long. Lineage: Eukaryota; Viridiplantae; Streptophyta; Zygnematophyceae; Desmidiales; Closteriaceae. The record is from the annotation of a GenBank genome assembly.